UACUUAAUCUCCAGUGAAGGCCUCAGCAAGAAGAGCGGGGUGUGUAACUAACUAGCUUGGCCGGGCAAUCCGUCGCUCCCAAGAGCGACUGACCCGGUGGACAUUAACGCGCUUGUAGUUGUUCUGUUCAGCGUUUGUUUUCUUUUGAUUUGCUUGAUUUAGCACUAAAAAAAUUUUUUCUCGCGCAGCAACAUGUUGUCGCGCACGGGUGUACGAAUCUCCCGCUCAGCGGGUCGUCACGCAUGGGGCACGACGACUUCGGAAAGUGUGCUCGCGGAAACUGUACGUAGCUCGGGGCCGCUUUCUUGCGUUCCCGGCCGCCAUGCUGCGUCUGCUGACAGUAGCAGUUCAGCGAGUUGCUCUUCAGGGAUUGUCGCGCACUCUUCACCAGGCGGAGUUGUUGGUACGGGUGCUGCAAACGUGGCCAUGGCAGGUAUGCAUACUGGAACGUUUCGUCGCGGUAGCAGCAGAAGUGCUGCGAUUGAUGCCCUUACUGCACUUUUUCUAUACGCGUAAAUUAAUAAGUUGAUAGGCCGAUGCAUGAGCAUGACAAUGCCAUCUGGAGGAGUCGCCGUGUAGCGAGACAAGCACAAACAAAAUUUGCAGGCUCUCCGCUUUUCUUCACGGAUUUCGAUAAACCAUUUUACGCCGCGGAACUGCCCUUCGCAAUUGCAGGUAUUGAUGUAGUGAAUGUAGGACUCAUUGAUUUGCUCUCAAUUUCCGCUGCUCCCGAAUCUUCACUCGCAUUUUUGUUCGCCGGAAUGGUUCGUUCGUAUGCAUAACACGCUCUGCGGCCCAGAAUCUUGAUGAAUCGCUUGACCAGCGCUUAUUUUUACGAACGAUUUUCCUUUUCGUUCCUCAGAUUCUAUUUCCAAUUGUAAACGGAGCUCGAGUUGUUUCAGUUUCUUGCAUCGCAAAUUAGUAUUCCGUCGAAAUUUCCUUGUGAUUCCUCUGAUAUGCAGGGCAAAUUGACGGGUUGGUGCAGUCGAUGGGUGAGAGCGAGCAUGGGCCGCUGCUCCUCGCCGGUUUGGUCGGCGUGACCACGCUGAGGAUGGGAAUCUACUACGGGUUUUUUCAACCGUCCUACCUGUGGCACUUUCAGGAGAACUACGGGCAGAGCUGGAAGGUGGGGCAUCACCUGUAUGGGCACAAUUUGCCAAACCCGCUGAAAAAGUGAGAAAAGCGGCGAUAGAUACCGAUCGCGGAUUUCUUCUUUCAUAGGACAUGCGCUUUUCAGGUGAAGCCUGAUGAGUGUCAUUGUGCAAGCAACUCCUUCAUGACAACAGCGGGUCGAGCGGACAACAUGUUACCAGCACCUGCAGCUCUGCAGCAUCGGAGAUUCGCGAAGUCAGAAAUAGUCAGACGAAGAACAUCUGCAUGUCUUGAGCAAGGUAAGAAUGCCCGCAUCUUCAGUUUGUGGAAUUUUAUCACCGCACAAUCAAAUUACGAAGAAAAGGACUAUGGCCUAAGGAUCCUGCUACUACUUUCACCUCUGGAAUCGAAAUUUGAGUGUUGUAAAAGUACAGUGC
Molecule: messenger RNA, 1529 nt
Organism: Amoebophrya sp. A120
Lineage: Eukaryota; Dinophyceae; Syndiniales; Amoebophryaceae
Source: the annotation of a GenBank genome assembly